Symbiodinium pilosum is the source of this 1353-nucleotide messenger RNA. NCBI's taxonomy places the organism in Eukaryota, Dinophyceae, Suessiales, Symbiodiniaceae. The record is from the annotation of a GenBank genome assembly.
AUGGGCGAUUUGCACGGUGAAGAGCCCGGUGAGGAUGUGUCUGACCUCCCAGAGGCCACAUCCGAAAAUUCAGAUGAUGCACCGAAAAGUCCAGAGGCAGGAUCGACAAAGGGUGACCUCAAGCGCUCCUUGCUGCGAAAAGUUGCACAGCUGACCCGGGUGGUGGCACAUCUAAACUCAAAGUCUGAUGAGCAAGAGCUAGAGUAUGCCCGUUUCCAGGAGGAAACAGAAGAGAAGAUCCGGCGAUUGUACGAAGACGCAGCUCAAAACAUGGAAGCUGAAAUUGUCAAGUUGCAAGAGCUUGCAAGCAAAACAUGUUUGCAGGAGAACUCUGCACGAUUGGAAAGCCUUUUCGGUCAGCAGAGGGCCGAGUUCGCAACAGAAGUGCGCACAUUGAAGGCCACAGCUCGGGGCAACGAGGCAUGUGUCGUGGCAAAAGCCGACUCCGACCUUGGCGUUUCCAUCCAGCAGGUCAAGGACAUAUCGCAUCGGGUCCGCCAAAGUGUGGAUGCCUACAGGGCAACUUUGCAGCGCCGCGCAGCGGAGAUGGAGCAACGAAACGAGGCCCUCCGACAGGACCGUGCAGCGGAGCUGAAGUGUGUGGAAGGUGACUUCCAACAAAGGCUCGAGGAGCUGGCGGGCUCCCUGCGCCGCGAAGCGGACCACGUGAGGCAGUCCACUGAACAGCAGCUGCUGCACAUGAAGCGGAUGCACGAGGCGGAGACGAGUUCCUGGCAAAUGCAAGUCUUGCAGAAACGCCAUGAACGGAUCCAGCGUUUGGAGCAGGAGUUUGGGGAGGAGCGACGUAUGCGUGAGCAGUCAGCGACCAACCUGGACUACGAGCUCACGCAGCAGCGCAAGGACCUCAUGGACUUCAAGGCCUCGUAUCGGCUUGUCGACCAACAGGUGGAAGCCAUGAGAGGCACCUUGGAGGAGAUGCGCCGACGCGUGCGCACUGCUCAGUCGGAUGCGGACACCGCCCGCGAGGAGGCAUCUCAAGCAGAGGCCGAUACGCAAUCCUUGGCGAAGGAAAUCGCUUUGCUGGAGGUGCGGAGGCGAGCUGCUGGUGCCCCGGCUGGAGUCAUAGCGCCUCCAAGCUCAUCUCCUGCUCCCAGACCACCUUUGAGGCCUGCGAAUGGGCUGACGGAUGAGCUCAGGGAGUCCAUUGCCAGCGCAAAGCAGCUGGAAGCUGAGGUGGCACAAACAGAUGCGCAAAUGGGCGACCUGGAGGAUGAGCUAGCAGAGAAAGACAAGACCGUUGAAAUCCUCGAAGUUGAGACAGAAGAGGAGCGGUUAAGGACUCACCGUCUUCAAGCACGCAUCCUGCAGUUGGAGGCUGCUCUGAAGACUUGA